Thermothielavioides terrestris NRRL 8126 is the source of this 1402-nucleotide messenger RNA. RefSeq lists its product as uncharacterized. The transcript has 3 exons. Gene Ontology annotation, biological process: post-translational protein targeting to endoplasmic reticulum membrane. Gene Ontology annotation, cellular component: TRC complex; membrane. Lineage: Eukaryota; Fungi; Ascomycota; Sordariomycetes; Sordariales; Chaetomiaceae. Gene Ontology annotation, molecular function: molecular adaptor activity; protein binding. The coding region runs from base 187 to 1278 and encodes 363 amino acids. The record is from RefSeq and is a predicted model, not a curated record.
GUGUGGUUCCCCCACUUUCAACGACGACAGCCCCUCCAUCGAUUGGCGUGGAACCUAGCUGCACCUUUCCGAACAGCCAAGCAAGAUCGCUCGUGUCCAGCAUCAUCCGCAGCCUUCAAUCUGCUCCUUUCCGCCCAUUCCAGCAUCCGAAAGAGCGGAAUCCCCGGCGCCAAGAGCUUUCCCGCCAUGGCCACAACGACCAAGCAGCGCCUGGCGCUGGCCAUCUGCGACUUUCUUACGACGUCGUUGACCGACGGCACCCUGCAGGCGGAAGAGAAGGACUCGAUUGACAUCGCCGUCAACUGCAUCAGCGAGGCCUUCGGCGUGGACCCCUCGGACAAGGAGGCCGUCUCCCAGGCCGUCGGGUCGCAGAACCUCCUCCAGAUCUACUCCGUGUACGAGAAGCUCAAGAACGCCGCGCCGUCCAAGCCCCCCGCCGCCGCCGGCGGGUCCACGUCGUCAACCACCCCGCCGGGCCCGUCAACAGCAGGCCAGCAGGCCCCGACCGAAGAGCAAAAGAAGCAAGCCGAGGCGCUCAAAUCCAAGGGCAACGCCGCCAUGGCGCAGAAGGACUACGCCGCCGCCAUCGACUUCUACACGCAGGCGCUGGCGCUGCACCCGGGCAACGCCAUCUUCCUGUCCAACCGGGCGGCCGCCUACAGCGCGGCGCGCGACCACGAGUCGGCCAAGGCGGACGCCGAGGCCGCCGUCGCCGCCGACCCCAAGUACACCAAGGGGUGGAGCCGCCUGGGCCUGGCGCGCUUCGCGCUCGGCGACGCCAAGGGCUCCAUGGAGGCGUACCAGAAGGGCAUCGAGUACGAGGGCAACGGCGGGAGCGAGGCCAUGAAGAAGGGCUACGAGACGGCCAAGCGCCGCGUGGAGGAGAUCGCUGCGGAGGAGGCCGAGAGGAAUGCCUCGUCGACGCGGAAUGCGGGUGCUGCGGGUAGCGGUUCUGGCGGUUCUGGAGGCGGCGGCGGCGGUCUCGCCGAUCUGGCGAACAUGUUUGGCGGCGGACGCGGGGGCGGCGGCGGCAUGCCCGACUUCGCGUCCAUCAUGAACAACCCCAUGUUCGCGUCCAUGGCCCAGAACCUGAUGAACAACCCGGAGCUGAUGUCCAAUCUGAUGAACAACCCGCGUCUGCGCGAGUUGGCCGACUCGUUUGGGAGGGGCGGCGGCAUGCCUGAUAUCGCCUCGCUCAUGUCGGAUCCGAGUGUUGCUGAAAUGGCUCGCAACUUGAUGGGUGGCGCUGGACGGGGCGGUGCUGGCGCAGGGAGGUGAUAAGGCGUGAUUGAGUGCCCCUGGGGGUGAGUGUGGAUAUGCUGGCAUGCUCUAGGAUGCUACCAUGACCGUCAAGGUAUGCUGAAUUUUGCCGUUGAUACAUAAGGUACGGUCUGAUCCAAAC